Messenger RNA from Pteronotus mesoamericanus, 1405 nucleotides. RefSeq names its product EF-hand domain family member D1 (gene EFHD1). Gene Ontology annotation, molecular function: calcium ion sensor activity; calcium ion binding. The record is from RefSeq and is a predicted model, not a curated record. NCBI's taxonomy places the organism in Eukaryota, Metazoa, Chordata, Mammalia, Chiroptera, Mormoopidae. Gene Ontology annotation, cellular component: mitochondrial inner membrane.
AUGGGCGGCCUCUGGGGAGAGCCCGAGGGGCAGAGGAGGAGGGAAGCAGUGCGGCUGCCCCAACGCGGGGAGGAAUUUCUCCGGCGGCUGCGCGGGUCCUAUUCCGAGCCGGGCCGCGGCUUGGCGCCCUCGCCGCAUGCUGGUCAUCGUUUCAGUGGCCCUGACCCCAUAAGGACCUACUGCUGCGUGUCCUACGCGGACAGGCCCGCGCGGGCCCGAGCCUCCGGCUCCCGCAGCCGGGCGCCCCCAGCCGGGCGCGCGCGCAGACUCCCGGGGUCAGCAGCCCCCGAGGCGGCCAGAGCGGAGUCGUUCCACCCAACCGCCGGGUCCCCGCCGCCCGGGCAGAGCGUCGCGGAGCCGCGAGCCUGUGAGGAGCGCGCCGCCCGCCGAGUCCCCGCGCCGGGUCCCGAGUCCCCGCCCCGACCCGCCGCUAUGGCCAGCGAGGAGCUGGCACGCAAGCUGCAGCGCAGGCUGCAACGGGGGCAAGCGCAGGAGGGCGGCCCGGAGCCCGCAUCCCGCGCCGCGCCAGCGGGGGAGCCCGCGCCCGCACCGGAGCCGCCCGCCCGCGCGCCCACUGCCAGCGCGGACGCCGAGCUGAGUGCCCAGCUGAGCCGCCGGCUGGACAUCAACGAGGGCGCGGCGCGGCCCCGCCGCUGCAAGGUCUUCAACCCCUACACCGAGUUCCCGGAGUUCAGCCGCCGCCUCAUCAAGGACCUGGAGAGCAUGUUCAAACUGUAUGAUUCUGGCCGGGACGGCUUCAUCGACCUGAUGGAGCUGAAGCUGAUGAUGGAGAAGCUGGGGGCCCCCCAGACCCACCUGGGCCUGAAGAGCAUGAUCAAGGAGGUGGACGAGGACUUUGACGGCAAGCUCAGCUUCCGCGAGUUCCUGCUCAUAUUCCACAAGGCCGCCGCCGGGGAGCUGCAGCAGGAGAGCGGGCUGAUGGCCCUGGCACAGCUGUCCGAGAUCGACGUUGCCCUGGAGGGUGUCAAAGGUGCCAAGGACUUCUUUGAAGCCAAGGUCCACGCCUUGUCCUCUGCCAGCAAGUUUGAAGCAGAGCUGAGAGCUGAGCAAGAAGAGCGGAAGCGGGAGGAGGAGAAGAGGAGACUCCGCCAGGCAGCCUUCCGGGAGCUCAAGGCCACGUUCAGCACAUAGUCAGGCGACCGUGACCUCUGUCCACAGCUGUGCCUCACAGGUGCCCUGGGGAGAGCUGGCCGGGCAUCCUCCCCGCAGCUGACUCCUCGCCCCAACCACCACCAGCCUCCACACCCAUUGUCAAGCGAACGCCUUAGCCACGAAGGGGCAGCAGGGGGUGCUCUCCUCCCCACCUUCCUCUGCCCUCCCCUCGUUGGCCACCUCGGCCUUUCCUUGCCCCUUUACCCUUCCACAUCAAAGAGUGGAAAGUAAU